Molecule: messenger RNA, 2058 nt
Organism: Setaria italica (foxtail millet)
Lineage: Eukaryota; Viridiplantae; Streptophyta; Magnoliopsida; Poales; Poaceae
Product: GTPase HflX
Exons: 13
Coding region: 65-1738 (557 amino acids)
Cellular component (GO): cytoplasm
Molecular function (GO): GTP binding; ribosome binding
Source: RefSeq, a predicted model, not a curated record
GGCUUGGCGCUCACUGAACCACCCAGAGAAGCCUUCUCUUCGCUCGCUCUCCGCCCGCCGCGCCAUGAGCGCCGCCGCGUGCCUCUUCGCCGCCGCCGUAUCCCUAACCCUCCCCUCCACCUCCGCCCCCGCCUUCGCAGGCGCAUCGGGCCGACGCAGCCGAUGGAUCCCUGCCGCUCUCCGCUCCUCCCCAACUCGCCGCCGUGGGCCGGUCCGGGCACUCGACGAGCGGCUGCUCGAGGCCGCUGCGGCUCCGGCUGCGAAGGACACCGAAGGGGAGGAGGCAGGUGUUGACGUGGGAGAUGGGUUCGGGGACGCGGAGGGUGAUGGAGUGGGAGCGCAGGAGGUGGUGGAGGAGGAGCAGCGGCCGCCGGCGAGGGCGUUCGUGAAGAGCAGGCGGCAGCGGCAGGAGGAGGAGGAGGCCGCCGCGGGGCAAGACCGGUUCAAGCUCAUCAACGGCAAAGAGAUAUUUCAAGAGAAGGCUUAUCUGGUUGGUGUCGAGUUCAAACGGACAGGAGGGAAUCUCUUCGGCAUAGAGGAGUCUCUUAAGGAGCUGGAGCAACUAGCUGAUACUGCCGGGCUUGUGGUUGUCGGCUCAACCUAUCAGAAGCUUUCUACCCCAAACCCAAGGACUUACAUUGGUUCAGGCAAGGUUUCUGAAAUCAGGAGUGCCAUUCAAGCCCUUGACGUUGAGACUGUAAUUUUCGAUGACGAGUUAUCCCCUGGACAACUACGUAACUUGGAGAAAUCAUUUGGUGGGAGUGUCCGUGUCUGUGACCGUACUGCUCUCAUUCUGGAUAUUUUUAAUCAAAGGGCAGCAACACAUGAAGCUGCUUUACAGGUCACCUUGGCACAGAUGGAAUAUCAACUUCCUAGGUUGACAAAGAUGUGGAAUCAUCUUGAACGGCAGGCUGGAGGUCAAGUUAAGGGUAUGGGUGAGAAGCAAAUUGAAGUCGACAAGCGCAUCUUGAGAACUCAAAUAGGUGCAUUGAAAAAAGAACUGGAAUCUGUUCGAAAACACCGAAAGCUGUAUCGGAACCGUCGCCAAUCAGUUCCUAUUCCUGUUGUUUCUCUGGUAGGGUAUACAAAUGCUGGAAAAAGUACACUCCUGAACCGCUUAACUGGAGCUGAUGUACUUGCAGAGGACAAGUUAUUUGCCACGUUAGAUCCAACAACAAGGAGGGUUUUGAUGAAGAAUGGGACUGAAUUCCUUUUAACUGAUACGGUCGGAUUCAUUCAGAAGUUACCCACUAUGCUGGUAGCAGCAUUUAGAGCAACAUUGGAGGAGAUAUCAGAAUCGUCAGUUAUAGUUCAUCUUGUUGAUAUUAGCCAUCCAUUAGCUCAACAGCAGAUAGAUGCUGUUGACAGAGUAUUGAAGGAGUUGGAUGUAGAGUCAAUCCCCAAAUUGGUCGUGUGGAAUAAGAUUGACAAUACCGAUGAACCAUUAAGAGUGAAAGAGGAAGCUGAGAACCAAGGGAUAAUCUGCAUAUCAGCAAUGAAUGGUGAUGGUCUGGAAGAAUUCUGCAACACAAUCCAAGCGAAGUUGAAAGACUCGAUGGUGCCAAUAGAAGCUUUUGUCCCGUAUGACAAAGGAGAUCUACUGAAUGACAUACAUAAGGUUGGAAUGGUCGAAAAAAUGGAGUACAAGGAAAAUGGGACAUUUGUAAAAGCUCAUGUGCCUCUACCUCUUGCAAGGCUUCUCACACCUCUACGGCAGCAGGUGGUGGCUGCUGUAUGAUCGAUGUCCUCCAGCACAGCAGUCAUUGAUGCCAAUGGCACUCACAUAAUUAGUCCAUCUUGUAGAUUCGCAAAAAGAAUGCCCUUGCUGUACAAAAUUUAGUCAUAGAUUAUCUUUACUGGUUCUUUUUAUCAGCGUAGGGCAUCAACACGUGCACUGAAUUAGAGAGCUGUAUAUAUCCACAACAGAAGUGUAAAUAUUGUCAGCUGAACUUUGCUCAUUUCUCAUUCUGAGAAUCAUUGUCACUCUACAAAUGAAACUGUGCCAUCUGGUACAUCCAUCCAUUGAACAUAGAACAGAAACUGCGAACCCUCUGGUCA